Molecule: messenger RNA, 2849 nt
Organism: Tyto alba (common barn owl)
Lineage: Eukaryota; Metazoa; Chordata; Aves; Strigiformes; Tytonidae
Gene: NDRG3
Product: NDRG family member 3
Exons: 16
Coding region: 219-1463 (414 amino acids)
Biological process (GO): signal transduction
Cellular component (GO): cytoplasm
Source: RefSeq, a predicted model, not a curated record
GAGCGCUGCCCUCCCCUUCGCUCCGCUCCUCUCCUUUGCCGUUAUGAGACGCCGGAGGAACGUACUGCUCCCUCACGGAGCUGCCUUUAGGAAAUAAUCCCUCGUCAUAGCGGGCUUCGUUGGGGAGAAACAGAAACGCCUCGAAACUGCCCCUGUUUUUAUUGCAGAGAAUCACCCAUUCGCUGCUCUGAGGAUUAAUCGGCUUCACUUACAGCACCAUGGACGAACUGCAGGAUGUUCAGUUGACAGAGAUCAAACCACUCCUGAAUGAUAAGAAUGCAGCUCGCAACUUCCAGGACUUCGACUGUCAGGAACAUGACAUUGAGACAGCUUUUGGAGUGGUCCAUGUCACCAUGCGGGGCACGCCCAAGGGGAACAGACCUGUCAUCCUCACAUACCAUGACAUUGGCCUCAACCACAAAUCCUGUUUUAACACAUUCUUUAACUUCGAAGACAUGCAGGAGAUCACUCAGCAUUUUGCUGUGUGCCAUGUGGAUGCACCAGGCCAGCAGGAAGGAGCCCCUCCAUUCCCAUCUGGGUACCAGUAUCCCAGUAUGGAUGAACUGGCUGAAAUGCUGCCUGCUGUUCUGACACACCUGAACCUAAAAAGCUUCAUUGGGAUUGGACUGGGAGCUGGUGCUUAUGUCCUCAGCAAGUGUGCACUCAGCCACCCCGACCUGGUGGAGGGACUUGUUCUUAUUAAUGUUGAUCCAUGUGCAAAGGGCUGGAUCGACUGGGCAGCAUCCAAGUUUUCAGGCUGGACAACCAACAUAGUGGAUAUUGUCUUGGCACAUCAUUUUGGCCAUGAGGAAUUGCAAGCAAAUCUAGAUUUGAUCCAAACAUACAGGCUUCAUAUUGCACAGGAUAUUAACCAAGAUAACCUUCAGCUGUUUCUCACCUCAUACAACAGUCGUAGAGACCUGGAAAUUGAGAGACCAGUCCUCGGCAUCAGUGAAAAUACCGCAAAAACACUCAAGUGCCCUGCCUUGCUAGUGGUUGGUGACAACUCACCCGCUGUAGAAGCAGUGGUUGAAUGCAAUUCACGUCUUGACCCAACCAAAACUACCCUUCUGAAGAUGGCUGACUGCGGGGGCCUGCCCCAGGUGGUUCAGGUGAGAAAUGCCUCUCAGCAUUUGGGUUAUACAGAGCCCCUUGCUCUGCUUGCACUAAAGCUGCACUUUCUGUUUCCACAGCCUGGCAAGCUGACUGAAGCCUUCAAGUACUUUGUGCAGGGAAUGGGCUACAUCCCUUAUGUGCAGCUCAGCCACCUAAGCACUGAGUCAGUGCCAGCAGCUAGUAUGACCAGGCUGAUGCGCUCCCGUACUCACUCCUCCUCUAGCGUGGGCUCCGGCGAGAGCGUCCGCAGCCGGUCUCAUACUAGCAACUAUGGUGAAGGAAGUGCUGGAACCCCAGAAGGAAUCGACCUCCAGGAUGCACCUCAAACCAUGGAAGUGUCCUGUUAGGCAGGAGCCCCUCCUCUGGAUUCAGACAACUCCACUCGCCCCCUCUGAACCCACUCAGAAUCUAGCAUUUCAUCCAACAUGGCAUUAACUGUUCUCUCUAACUUGUGCAUGCCCAUCUGAGCUGCCACCUCCUUGGUAGUCUGUACUUGGCAUUACUUUGGUCCUUUUCUGUAUGCCCCUGGCAUCAGAGCCUCUUUAAAACUCGUUAACAUUCCGUGGUCUUAGUAAGUCACAUUACUGUACAUGCUGAUACAUCUCCUGUCUGUGCUGUAUAUCAAUCCAGAUGACAGCCGUUGUCUCCUCUGUUCAUUUAAAUAUAACUUCUGUGGCUUUGUGAGGUUUAGAAUUGCUUUCUAGUUGUGCUUCUGCUAAAGGACCCUUGUGGUACAGUUGGUAUGGCAUCUGUGGGAUGUGGGAAAGCAAGACCACGAUGACAUAAAACUCCAGGUGCUGGAGCAGGCAAUGUCCUUUGGCAGGUCUGUGCCUGGAGUGCAAGAACCCACCAGAAGGUCUUUGCCUUCCCAGGACCCUUGGCAUGCCAGGCAGCUGUGGGGAAAACAAAUGGUCAGAAAUACUUGGUCUCAUCUCUGUAUGUGUGUUAAGAAGGAGCAGAGUGAUUUCUUACCUGAGCCUCCUGAAAAGGCAAAGCAAUUAACAAGUAAACUUGCACUAACCGAGGUGCACUAUUAACCGAGUACAAGGGAUUAAACCACAGCAGCCCUGGUUUCCACACCCCCUCUGCUGACCCUCUCUGCCUCUCCUGCAGAAGGGCCAGAUGCAGUUAACACCUAGUCACUAUUCUACCCUGGCACGGGUGAAUUUUCAGCAUCAAGUAGGUUGUGAAACAGGCAGCAAUGCCCCUUGCCAGGUGGAGAUCCAGGAAUCUCCUGCACUGCCAGCUCUGCUUCCCACUGCUGCCAGCCCCAGGCAGGAUGUGUGCACAGGGUUUUAACAGAGGCUCAGGAAAUACCAGUGAAUGUAAAUUAUGGCCAGCAGAUGCACGUCCAUGUGAGUCAGGUCAGAAGUGUGAGCAGUGAAUGCCUCUGUGCAGGUACUGUUUACUGUCUUUGUGGAAUUCACAGUUCUGCUGCCGUUUUACAUCUGGCCCGGGUCACAGAGGGCAGGAGGCAAACGCCUGCUGCAUGCCAGGGCCUAGCUGUUAAUGGGAGAAAAGGGACGAGUGGUCAGGCUACUACAGAUCGUGAUAGAUGAGCAAAAACAUCCCUUCUUAACUGUUGAGCAGCCCUGACGCAAUGGGAGCCAGCUCCUCUGGGGGUCACACUCAUGUUCUGCUCCAUUUCAGGUAGGAAAUGGCACUGAGAGGCUCUGCCUGAGGGGCACUUUGUACCAGUUAUUAAAUAAAGCUAUAACUGAGUUUCAUUGUUA